UUUCUUUUUCUUCUUUCUUUUUGUUUUUCUUUUCUUUUUUUUUUUUUUUUUUUUUUUAAGACAGAGUCUCACUCUGUUAACAAGGCUGGAGUGCAGUGGUGCGAUCUCAAUCUCGGCUCACUGCAACCUCUGCCACCCAGGUUCAAGGGAUUGGCAUGCCUCAGCCUCCUGAGCAGCUGGGAUUACAGGUGGCCACCACGCCCCACUAAUUUUUGUAUUUUUAGCAGCUAUGGGGUUUCACCAUAUUGCCCAGGCUGGUCUCAAACUCCUGACCUCAAGUGAUCCGCCUACCUCAGCCUCCCAAAGUGCUGGGAUUACAGGUGUGAGCCAUGAUGCCCAGCUAUGUUUUCUGUUUGUUUUUUUCUUUUUUCCAUUUCUUGUAGAGAUGGAGGGUCUCACGAUGUUGCCCAGGCUGGUCUUGAACUCCUGGCCUAAAGCAAAUCCUCCCUCCCAGCCUCCCAAAGUGCUGGGAUUACAGGGCUGAAACACCAUGCCCGACCUAGCUUUCUUUUCAAUACCUCCUCCACUCCCACACUGGCUGUCUGGGAUCCUCCAUCUGUCUGGGAGGUAAGUAUUUGAAAGUGUAUGCCAGGUCUUUGAAAGGAAGGUUAUCCAUAAAGGGGCUGGCAAGGACUGAACAAGCCUGAGGACGCAGGUGGGCAUCGUCUGUGUGGAGGCAUUGCCAGGCAACAUGCUGGCUGCUGCCCAGGAGAACCUCCCAGGAUGCUAACGUGGCCCUCUGGGCUGAUGACAGGGUGCUUUUGUAGGUGGGGCUGGGCAUCUCCAGAUUUCCCCACACUGUAAUACCUUUUAAUUGUUGGUAUGUGCUAGAGCUUGGUGGAAAAAAUAAAAUGGACGAGUUCCAUUUUGGGGGUCAGGAUAGAGUUUUUAAUGGGUGCAUUAGUUCUCUUUUUAUCCCAACUCUGCCAACAACAGAGAGGAACCCAGUGUUCUCACACUCCCCUCCCAAAGUUCAAGAACUCACUGGGUGUCCAAAUCUGGAUCCUUGCUCACAGUGCCCUUCAUUGCGGUCUCACCAUCUCAGCCACAGGUAGAGAACAGUAAAAUCUUUUUUUUUUUUUUCUUAGAUGGUGUCUCACUCUGUGGCCCAGGCUGGAGGACACUGGCAGGAUCUGGGCUUACUGUAACCUCUGCUUCCCGGUUCCAGUGAUUCUCAUGUCUCAGCCUUCCAAGUAGCUGGUAUUACAGGAUGAGAUCAACACUUAACAAGAGAACAGGACUCUAUAUAAAUCGCUGUGGGCUCACCACCUCUAAGGAGGAGCACUGACUGAAGACAGAAAAAUUGAUGAACUGAAGAAGACAUGGUCCAUUAUGCCUUACAAACUUACACAGUGCUUUGGGAAUUCCCAAGUACUCAGUGGAGAGAGGUGUUUCAGGAGCCAUAGAGCCAGAUCGUCAUCAUGUCUGCAUUGUGGCUGCUGCUGGGCCUCCUUGCCCUGAUGGACUCGUCUGAAAGCAGCAACUGGGGAUGCUAUGGAAACAUCCAAACCCUGGACACCCCCGGAGCAUCUUGUGGGAUUGGAAGACGUCACGGCCUGAACUACUGUGGAGUUCGUGCUUCUGAAAGGCUGGCUGAAAUAGACAUGCCAUACCUCCUGAAAUAUCAACCCACGAUGCAAACUAUUGGCCAAAAGUACUGCGUGGAUCCUGCCGUGAUCGCUGGUGUCUUGUCCAGGAAGUCUCCCGGUGACAAAAUUCUGGUCAACGUGGGCGAUAGGACUAGCAUGGUGCAGGACCCUGACUCUCAUGCUCCCAUAUCCUGGAUUAGUGAGUCUCAGGUUUCCCAGACGACUGAAGUUCUGACUACUAGAAUCAAAGAAAUCCAGAGGAGGUUUCCAACCUGGACCCCUGACCAGUACCUGAGAGGUGGACUCUGCGCCUACAGUAGGGGUGCUGGCUAUGUCCGAAGCAGUCAGGACCUGAGCUGUGACUUCUGCAAUGAUGUCCUUGCACGAGCCAAGUACCUCAAGAGACAUGGCUUCUAACACCUCAGAUGAAACCCAAGACCAUGAUCACAUAUGCAGUCUCAAAUGUUACACAGAUAAAACCAGCUAAGGGGACCUGUAACUGGGAAUCUGUUUGACCUAAAAGUCAUUAACAUGAAUCACAUUACAGGAAGAAUUUUGACCUGCA
This is a messenger RNA of Symphalangus syndactylus (siamang), 2154 nucleotides long. It is a transcript of the gene LYG1, whose product is annotated as lysozyme g1. Gene Ontology annotation, biological process: peptidoglycan catabolic process; defense response to Gram-positive bacterium. Gene Ontology annotation, cellular component: extracellular region. NCBI's taxonomy places the organism in Eukaryota, Metazoa, Chordata, Mammalia, Primates, Hylobatidae. The record is from RefSeq and is a predicted model, not a curated record. Gene Ontology annotation, molecular function: lysozyme activity.